AUGGGCUCCCUCAAGCUGUUUGUGAAGGCGGUGCGGAAAGCAAAGACCAUUGCCGAUGAAAGAACAGUCAUCCGCAAAGAAAGUGCUGCCAUCCGUACCUCCUUUCGUGAUCCCAACUUAGAUCAAACCACCCGUAGAGUCGACAUCUCUAAACUUCUCUAUCUUUACAUCUUAGGAGAGAAAACACAUUUCGGCCAGGUGGAAUGUCUCAAGUUGUUGGUGCUGCCUCGCUUUGCAGACAAGAGAUUGGGAUACUUGGCUGCAAUGUUGUUGUUGGACGAAAACCAGGAAGUGUUGACACUUUUGACCAAUUCUUUGGACAAUGACAUGAAACACCACAACAAGUUCAUUGCGGCACUCGCAUUGAACUGUUUGGGCAACUUGGCGUCGCCGGAGUUGGCCCGUGAUUUGUAUGCUAAUGUAGAGGAGAUCUUGAAGCUGUCGAAUUCCGUGUACUUGAAGAAAAGAGCAUGCGUGGUUGCCGCUAAGCUCACCGAGAAGGAGCCCGAUUUGGGCGAUGUGUUUGCGCCAAUGAUUCCUACGCUUUUGGAGGACAAAUCUCCGCUGAUACUAUCAGGAACCUGCCAUAUGAUCCAGGCCGUAUACAACUACUGUCCCUCAUUUCAACCCGACAUGGUAAAGCUUAUUCCUAAACUCAUUGCUCACUUCAAAAGAAUUAUCUCUACUGGCUACUUGCCUGACUACGAUGUCAAUGGUGUCACAGACCCCUUCUUGAAAGUGACCCUCCUCACAACCCUUAGAACCUUAGCUGUAAACGCCAAUUGUACUGCGGAUGACCAGGAGCAGCUUAAUGACAUCUUGACCCAGGUCGUUUCAAACCAUGACAGUGGCAAAAACGCUGCUCAUGCUGUCUUGUAUGAGUGUGUCAAGACCAUUUUCGCUGUAAACUCAGACCAAUCCUUGAGAGUGUUGGGAGUCAACAUUUUGGGUAAAUUUCUACCAAUCAAGGAUAACAACACGCGUUAUGUCGCUCUAGAGAUGUUGUUGACAGUAAUUGACCACGAACCCUUGGCCGUUCAGAGAAAUAGAGCCACGAUCAUCAGCUGUUUGGCUGAUGGUGACAUUUCAAUUAGAAGAAGGGCAUUGGAGCUUGCAUUUGCCAUUAUCAAUGAGCAGAAUAUCCGUGUUCUUCUCAGAGAAAUCUUGAGUUUCCUUGGCUCGUGUCCGGAUGUGGAACUCAAGCCAUACAUCACAUCGCAAUUGACCAUUUGCGCAGCUAAAUACGCGCCGAACGAAAAAUGGCACUUUGAUACCUUAACACGCAUGUUGAAACUCUCUGAUAACCAUGUCACUCCUGAUAUUUUGUCGAGCAUUUUGGCCUUGAUUAUGAGAUGCCAAGACGCUGAAUUGAAGAAGCAUGUUAUUUCAAACCUAGUCCAGGCUGGCUUAGAAGAUCCCGCUCAGUACGGCCUAGCUCUCGUUACAGUUUGGUCCGUUGGCGAGUAUGCCGAUCUAAUCUUAGGAAGCAACAUUGAGAUUGAUGGACAGCCAGUGGCGGUUGAUGAGAACUUGUUAUUGCACUUAUUUGAUCUCUUCUCGAACAAUCCAAACUAUUCGGAACAAGAAUCGACACAAAUUUUGCUCUACAUGUUGACUGCGGCAUUGAAGUUGUCCGCUAAAAUGCACACUGCAUCUGCCAUCGAGCAAUUGAGGGCAUUUAUUAACCUGAAAAGCACUGAUAAUAAUCUCGAGGUGCAAACACGGGCUCUCGAAUACAAGCAGUUAUUUAUGCAACACGAAUCUUCCAAACAAGGCUUGUUGGCUAGAAUGCCUGCUCCUCCAAUAAAAGAGCGCGAAGGCCUCAGUUUGCAAGGCAAGGCUAAGGUCGCUCCACCCUCAGCCUCCACUAGUCACUCGACAACCGAAGACCUUCUCAAUCUUCUCGAUGAUGAUGUCCCCUCUCAACCCCAAAGUGCUACACAACAGAACAACAAUGACCUUUUGUCGGACAUUUUCGGUGGCUUGUCGACCAAGGAUACGAAAAAUACCAAUACUAUGCCUGCUACACAAGAUCUCUCCUCAAAUGGAAUUGAAGGUUUCAAAAACAGCCACCUUCGCGUGGCGUUCAUUCCAAAGCAAUUCGGAAACGGUGAGGCUACAGCAGAUGUUGAAAUUACGGCGGUAGACCAUGGCGUAAGUAUCGACCGUGUUCAGAUUCUUAUCGCUGUUCCCAAAUCUCAGAAGUUGACAAUCACUACAACAUCGGGAUCAGAUUCAUUGGUGACGAGCAAUGUCAUUAGACAGAGCUUGAAAGUUGUAGGUGCCGCUGGAUCCAAAUUGAAGUUGAGAGUCAAAUUGAAGUACAACGCAAACCAAAGUGAACACACCGACCAGUUUGACUUUGCCAAAUUUACAAGUACGUUGUAA
This is a messenger RNA of Australozyma saopauloensis, 2388 nucleotides long. RefSeq names its product Apl4p (gene APL4). Lineage: Eukaryota; Fungi; Ascomycota; Pichiomycetes; Serinales; Metschnikowiaceae. The record is from RefSeq and is a predicted model, not a curated record. The transcript has a single exon. Gene Ontology annotation, cellular component: Golgi apparatus; AP-1 adaptor complex; membrane coat. Bases 1 to 2388 code for a protein of 795 amino acids. Gene Ontology annotation, biological process: intracellular protein transport; Golgi to vacuole transport. Gene Ontology annotation, molecular function: clathrin-cargo adaptor activity.